CCACUGUUGCUGUUGCUGUUGUCGUUGUCGGUGCCCAAGUAGUGUGUUGCUCUUUCUUUCUCUCUAUCUCUUUCUCGUUCGCCCUCACUGUGUAGUGAUUAAGGUGGCCUGAACAAAGAACAGACGGCGCCGCAAUGCAUGUGCGCUAGUGUUGGUGUUAGUGAGUGUGAGUGAGCCAGUGCGAAUACGAAUGUGAAUGCGAAUGCCUCUGUCAUCAUCAUAAUAGUAGUGUGCUGGGCAACAAGUAAAUAUGUCUGACUUUUUGUCUGUUUCAAAUGCUUAAAAUAUUCUCGGUGUCGCACAACACACAAUAUACACGACAAACAAUUUCAUGUGAUUAAAUAAGCGGCAGACGAUAGCAUGUCCUAAGUACAAAAACAAAGCAUCAACCGACAGCGAGAGGGAGAAAGAGAGAGAACUUUACAUGUGUCGGAAAAUUUUCGAAUUCAAAAAACUAGACAAUCGACUGAUCAUCCGACGAAUGGAUCCUGAAAUUUGUACAGUUUUCUAGAAGAAGAUGUAGCAAGGGAAAAAAAAACAUGAGAAAAUCAACAACAGCUGACUGAUAAAAAGGUUGUGUGUUGAACAAAGCAAAUGGGUCGACACAAAUGUGUGAUCAAUUGAAUGGCAAAGCCUCCGGUUGAUGAGCUGUCUCUUGGAGAGAAAAAAAAAAUUGUAUGCAAAGUCAACCAGACACACAGUGUACAUUCACACAGACACAGACACAAACUGCAAUUGGUCAGACUGAUUUUUUUUUUUAAAUUCAAAACUCCAAAUUUGGCAGUGCAUUCGAUGGCGUCGGCCACUAAAAACGGCACCAAUAUAAAUAAAACCAAUCGUUUUAGAAAGUGAAGCAAAGCAAAGGCACAGCCGAACAAUAAAGUGAUGCAAUGCGAUGGUGCAGGUCCACCUUAACGAAGCUUACGUGCAUUCUUCAACACACGCAAAAUUCAUUGACUGUAUACACACGCGAAAAAAUGCUCUUGUAUAAAUAAUCUUUAAGCGAACUACAUGGCUACAGCUUGUUGUUGUUGUUGUUGUUUCUUUCGUCUUUCGUCUACAAAACAACAACAAACCAUAAUCCACUCUCUGGGUUGCCUUAAAAAUUCAGCCCAAAAUCAACACACGAAAACUGAUUCACAUUCAAAUCAUUUCAAGUUUGUUAAAUCAAAUGAAACGAAGAAAACGAAGACGACGACGACGAACAUAUUAAAAGUGAAUUUUUCGGAAGUGAAUUUGAACAUAAUUAUUCGGUUGUACGAAGAGAGUGUGUGUAUUUUGGUAUCAACAAAUGUGGCUGCCGUCUCUAUCUCGUUCUAUCUUCCUGUUGCUCCCUCAAUACAUAAUCUGUUCAACAAAUUUUCAUUGUGAAUCUCUUGUGUAUUUUUUUUUUACUAUUGCGCUUCCACACGACACCAACAGCAGCAACAAACGACGACGAUGACUUACGGAUCAUUUGCAAGUGUACACAACCAGAGAAAACAAUUUCUUCUUGUAAACAUCGCCCGAUUUUGGGCUAUUUAACCGUCGAUCGUAGUCACAUCAGAAAAUUACGUUUUUAUAUGACUGUCACGAAACAACACUUCGAGCGGAUCCAUACUUAUAAGGAUGGCAAGGCGAAAAGGAGCGUCUAAAUCAAAUGAUUCAGAUCAAGGAUGGAGAGGUCGUCAAAAGCAGAACGAAACUCACAACCGGAAAAUAUUAGCUAGUGAUAUGAGUGAUGCGAGCAGGUCGUCAACGGCCGUUUCCACAAACGAUAGCCAUACGAAUGUUGAGUGCCAAAAAGCUACUACACACAAGGAAUCAAGUCCUCCAGAUAUAUUCAACAAUUCGAAUAGUUUAAAAUAUUUACACAAAAAAUUCAAACGCGUCGCAAGCGCAAUCAUCGAAGAGCAUUGCGAUAAAAUCAAAGCGAAUGCAGCAAAUGCCAAUUUAUUAUCGACGGAAGGUUCAUCGUUGAAAUAUGAUGCAACCUUGGCGUUGCCACACAAUUUGAAUGGUGAAACAACGAUUGCGACGAAAACGGUGAAUGAAGCGUUGGGAUCGGCGUCGGCUACUGUUGUGCGAUCAUCGCAUAUCAAUGAAUGUGAAACAAAUAGUCAAGAUGAUGUCGCCACUGCAGCAGCAGCAGCAGCAACAGUCUCCACAAAAAUCAGUCGACAGUUAUUGCAUGGACGGAAUCACAGAAUCGGCAACGAAUCCAACCCAGAAAUGCAGCUCAUAAAUGCUUCAGCGAAAUUCGGCAACAAUGUGCUGCGAAAUGAAUUAAGCAACAAAAUUUAUGCGCCACACAAACAAUACGAAACGGAUUUGAUAAAUAAUUUAAGUAAAUGCAAAAAUGAUAUUUCAACUAGGCUAUUGACGGUAUCACAGUUACAACAACAAAAGACAAACAAGCACUAUGGAUUCGAUUUGCUGCUGGAUGACAUUGGAAGCAAGGUGAAUCUAGUGUCGGCCGGUGAUGUGCCACAAAAUUCAAAAGAAAAUUUAAUCAAGAGUCGACAAUUUGUCACCCAUGAACUCACCGAACGCAUACCGAAUGCCAGUUGCGAAAGUAGUAGUGCCAACACGGCGAAUAAAUCAUCCGUUCGACGGAGAAAUAACGAUAAAUCAUAUCGCCGAAGCCAGUACCACAAAUAUGGCAGAUCCACUGGUCAUGGGGACAAAAGUGCAAACAAUAACGCUCAGCUGCCAAACGAAGACGUAGAUCUCGACAUAUCACAAAGCACUAGUUCUGAUCUCGAAUUGAGUAGCAGCAGCACAACUGCCAGUUCCGAUGUUAUAAGCCGAUCGACAACACCACUGGAAGAAACGCAGAGUAGUUCAUCUGUGCCACAUUCAGCGCUAAAUUACUCAUCGUCUGGCCAAGGGCAAUCGACGGCACACUCAAUCGCAUCGUUGUCAGCGCCCGAUCGACCGUACAAACCGAAAUUUCAUAAAGCCGUUUAUUAUCAGAACAACAACAAUAACAUUAAUACCAAUUCCAUAUCACAGAGUAAUGAUUUAAAUGCCAAAACUGUGGGAAAAACCAAGCACGGCGAAGCGAUUAAUGAAAAUUCGAUAUCACAUCUGUCAACGCAAAGCGUAGAGUAUUUGAAAGAACACAUUUCGAAAAUCAUAUCACAAAAUGAGGCGAUUAUGGAAGGCGUUGAGCCGGCACUGCAGAAGAAAUACCAUAAAAUAACCGGAAUACCUCGUGGCGGCAAUCCAAGUGGAAAUAGUAUGGCUGACAUGCAAUUGCUGCAAACAUCGGCAUUGUCAUCAAUCAAACAAAAUCCCGAUGAACUAUUGAUCAAAGUGGGCCCACACGAAACCACCUCAAUGGAGGUUCAAUUGAAACAGAAACCAUUUCCGACACUUCAGCAGCAAGCCUUGUCAUCUUUGCUCAAAAAAUCCCACCCAUCAUCGACUGCAACGAAAACCUAUACCGCGCUCAACUUGUCAUCCGAUGCUCAACCAUUGAACCUAACCAAUUCGGCACGAGAGUCACAACGAAAAAAGUCCACCGGAAAUGAAUCGAUGCAUUCAGGCAGCCCGGUGCCAUCGACAUCAAAUCUCUCCGAAUCGAAUGCGGCUGCACAGUGUGGCGGUCCAUUCUUUGAAAAUCAUCAUCCACAAAAUCCGGAGCGAUCCAUAAUCAAAUCGUUGUUAUUGAAUUCGCGUGGUUUGGCUGUGCCAACGGCCGGUGAAUAUAUCUGCCCACUGUGUAAUAUUUCCUUUCGAAGUGCCGAUGAUCUGCAGAAUCACACAAAAUGCUACUGUCAAGGAACACCUCAAGUGCCAACACAAGCCAAUGGUAGCCCACAGAGUGCACCAAUCAGUCCGGUUGGAUCGCCAUCGCACAAAUACUUUCGAUCGAAUUCGUUCAAUUUGUAUCGCCAGGAGAAGUAUAGUCCAAACACUCUAGCCAAAUUAGCCAGUUCCAGUUUGCGGCAUCAUCGAACACCGUUGUCGUUAGCAAAAUUGGCAGCUCAACAAGCAGCUGGUUUAUUGGGUAAAGUACCGCCAGAUGCAUCGGCUGCCAACUAUUCAGCCGGUGGCAGUGGUGGUGCAUCGAGCAGCCGCACUGGAGCGGAACAAUUCAAAAGUGCCAGUAAUAGUUUAGCCUCACCGUCAUCGUUUGCCAAUGUGGUAGCGACCGAAGCGCAAUCGGUGUCAUCACAAUGUGUACAAAUAACCAAACAAUUGAUGGAUGCUUCGUUGCCGUCGCCCGGCCCAUUGCUGGGCAAAACACGGCUUGUCGAUCACUACAAUCAACCGCGAACCGCCAUGAGCAAACAAAAAACCAUUGAGUUUUUGGUUGUUCCAACGGAAGCAGCCAUAUCACUAGUUGACUCAAACAAAACGACACCAUCAAAGGAGCCACCUAUAACACCGAUAAACCUUGAUGAAGCAUUCACAUCGCGAACGCAGAAAAUGUUGCAAAUGUGCGGCGGUGAAAUUACAAUAGUCGAAAAGACCGAAGAAAAAGUGCCACGUUUUGGAUCGUCGGGCGGUUCAAUUGUAUCAAUUUCAUCGUCAUCACCCGAAUCACUGCCCGAAAACAGUCCGCUUAGCAUUCGAACCGGGCUUUUAUCUGGCGGUUCGAUCAUCGAAUCACCGAUUUCGGCCAAACGAAAACCCAGCAGCACCACAACAUCUAAUGUGCCAGCCAGUCCAGCAAAUGUCACACCAAUUCUUCCAAUGUCACGCCUGAGUAAUAGUCAGAACAUGAUUGCGAAUUACUUCCAAUUUCCACCGCCACCAAUCAAUUCAAUUACCGCGUACAAUCCGUUGACGCUACCACCGAAACAGCCCGAAUUCAAUUCGGAUAUUCCAGCGGCCAUUGAAGCAACAAAAAUUGUUCACGGAGGGAAAAUCAUUCCAUUUGUACCCGGAAUCCCUGGGCCAAACUCAUUAUCUGCAAAUGCUCCGAUGUCGCCGAUUAUUUCGUCGAUACCACAUGAAAAAGGCUCAGAACGAAUUUUUAGCCCAAAUCCAGCUGGUCUUUUUGCUGGCAAUAUUUCACUCGGUACAACACCGUAUAGAUCGAUCAAUCUGUCGAUUUCAUCGGCCGUAGUGAGUCCAUCAGCAUCAGCUGUGCAUGCAGCCAAAUUAUCAAAAUCUCCUGAACCACCACCGUCAAAGGCUCUAUCAACUAUAAAAUCACAAUCGUCUUCCGAAAUCAACGACAGCUCAUCAUCAAGUGCAAAUCAUCCACAUAGUCUGAGCGCAGUGCAGCAGCAGCAACAGCAUCAUGCAUGGACAUCGACGACACCAAGUCGCGACGGAAAUCAAAUGAUUAGUGAAAAACCGUUCAAUUUCAUGCGAAUCGCCGACAAUUUAAGUCCGCCGAAAAUUCGCAUCGAAAGCAGUAGCAAAGUAGCACAAGGCAAUUUAGAGGUGAGUGCAACGAAUUUAGAGAAAUUAAAACCGAGACCGAAACUAUUGGCUCAGAUGGCAGACGUAUCGCCGUUGCACAUAAAUGUUGAAUCAACGCCAAACGAUGCGUCUCCACCGAAUCUACGAAAUGUUCAUGAAACAACGCCCGAGAAAAUCAAAGUGCCACCGACUGUUGUUGAUUCGGACAAGGGUAACACACUUCUCACAAAGCAUCUGACAACGAAAUUUUUACGCCCAAGCAGUUUACCACUGAAACCGGGCACAUUUACACCGAAAAAACACCAUGGAAUCACACCAACCGCAAAUACAUUACCACUUAUUUCACCGGAAACACCAAGACCAUCGAAGCAUUGCGUUCAACUCUAUUUAAAUGGUCAUGCGUACACAUACCUUGGAUUGAAAUGUAGCACCAAACCAUUUUACUGUACGGUGAAUCGGCCACAACCCGUUUAUGCUUUGUUCGCCGGUCGACCCGAAUUAUCCAUGUACAGCAAUUGGCAAACAUGCGCUGAAAAUAAUCCACAUCCACUUGGAUUUUCGCCGAAAGAAAUGAUGUCACUGUACGAUUCCAGACAAAGAUCACACACCAACUAUCAAGGCAGCAAAUUCACAAUGUCAAGUAAAACGACUACGACUUGUGCACCGUCAGAUAAAAUACACGACCCGCUUAAGGUAUUCGAUACAAACGAUACCAUUCGACAACGCACUGAAGACGCUUCAAGUGAUCUGUCGGAUAAAACGAAAGUGUUGAAUGAAACAUUACCUAAGACGAGCGGAGUUAAUUUAUCAACGGUGCCUGGUGGAUAUAAAAGCAACGAAGACUAUACGUAUGUACGUGGCCGUGGCAGAGGACGAUACGUUUGCAUUGAAUGUGGAAUGCGAUGCAUUAAACCAUGCACACUGAAGAAACACAUUCGAACCGUGCAUAGCGACGUUCGACCAUACACAUGUCGCCACUGUAUGUUUAGCUUCAAAACGAAAGGUAAUCUCACCAAACACAUGGAAUCGAAGGCUCACUACAAAAAAUGCCUUGAGAAAGGCAUCAAUCCACAAAUACCAAUCGAUGACGAUGUCAACUCGGAAGAAGAUCGCCCAGCAAAUGCCUCACACGGACGCAAUCUUUCACAAACAAACGACGACUGCGAUACUAUAUCAGACGACUACUCUGACGGAGAUGGAGAUGGAGAUGACUUAGAAAUUGAUAUGGAAAGCAGUGAUAAUGAGGACGCAAAAUUGCCGGAUCAUGAAGCUGCCCACUGCCUAUUAUCGUUGUCACAGCGAUCACCGUGUGAAGAAUCGAAUGUAUCAGCAAAAUCCCUGGUACCCAGCCAACCAACCACAUAUCCAUACGUUCAGAGUGACUUAAUCACCGCGCCCAAAAUAAACCAAUCGAAUAAAUCAGAAUUUACACUGAGUCUACAUGAUGGUUUUAGCAAAACCACCGAUACAGUCAUAUCAAAGAUGAGCAUACACCUAUCACCUGAAAUAAGUGCGACAGCAACAGCAGCGGCAAUAAGUAGUAAAAUACUGACGGAAACAAAAUCCAAACGUAUUACAACGGCCAGUUCAGAUGCUAUUGAUUUGAGUAAGCCUCGAAAUGUGCCAAACGCAUCAUCAUCAUCAUCAUCAUCGUCGGAAUCAAGAGAUAUGGAAACAAAAUCAACGAUGACACAACCAUCGUACGUUGGUGCGGCCGAGCUAAUAAAAUCACUGAUGACACUGAGCGAUAAAGUGCCAGCCAUACCGUCGCCGUCAUACGAUUUAAAUUUAACACCGGCCAGUUGCAAUGGUCAACAGCCAAAUCUCACCAACAACAUGCACCUGCAAACCUAUUUAACGGAAAGUGCACUGCAAAAGUCAAAAAUGAAACUCAGUCAAGUGCACACGUUGAAUGCAUUCGAUGAAAAAUCAAGCCAUACAUUUUUCAAAGAAUCGGGCCCGGCUUUCUUUUCGAUGCUGUCGAAAAAAUUGGAUCAUAUUGAAAUAAGUCCGCGGCCACGAUCGGUGAUUACGGCCAAUUUGGAUAGAAAUGAUGCUAAAAUGACGAUGACGGAAACGAAACCGACAAAAAAUGAACAAUGUUUACCAGAAAAUAUGUCGAUCGACAAUCAAGCGGUAAAUGAUGAUGCAAAAAUGAACAUUUCGUCGGAAAAAGGUCAUAUAAUCGAAAAUCCAGACAAAGAUACGGUCAAAGUUGAGCUUCACAUUGCAAAGCCAACCGAUGAAACACUUGAUCUGGCCAAAGGGAUCAACGAUCAAUCGGGUAUGGAAACGCUGGCGGAAAUUGCGGCCAAUUCAGUCAAAUUGGAUGCAUCAAAAGCAGCUGAGACGAGUGUAGCCAUUCAUGACGCUUCCAGUUCGGCCCACAAAGCAUUAUCAGCAACCCAAAGCGAUAAAACAGUUCGCAAAGAAUCGAGUGCAAAAAAUAUCGCGUCUGAGUAUUUGAAAUUGGCUAACGAACAAGAUAAUGCGAUUGAUGACAGCAGCACAUCGUCUGAUUCGGAUGCAAUGACUGAUAGCGGUAGCAAACAGGUGAGACGAUCGUCGGUAAUGUCGUUGGUACCGGGGCAAGAUGCGUUGAUGUCGGCACGUACGGUUGUCGUUGGCGAAGAUGGCUUCAAAAGUAAAUCGGCCAAUGCAAGUGAUUUGCCAAGAGUUGCAUUGCCUCGUGGUACUUCCACGGCCGCGGUAUCACGCACAAAUGUUGCAUUUAUUCAAGAAGACGGUGGACCGUCACGAUGCUCACUCUGUCCAGCUAGUUUUCCAAAGAGCCAUCAAUUGGUGUUGCACAUGAACAUCCAUUAUAUGAAUCCAGAACGGAAAUUCCGAUGCAAUUCGUGUGGCAUAAAUUUCCAAACACAGGGCCGUCUACAGAAGCACAUGCGAUCCGAAACACACAGUUCGAAAGUAAAUAUUGUCGAAACGCAAGGUAAUUCAACGUCAAAGAAUCCACGACCGUUCGAGUGUUCGGAUUGUAGUCGAGCGUUUCGAAUUCAUGGCCAUUUGGCCAAGCAUUUACGCUCGAAAACGCAUGUGCAACGAUUGGAAAAUUUACAAAAAUUGCCAUUUGGCACGUAUCAAAUGAUUGAAGAGGCACGCAUCAAUUUGACCGACAUCGAUACCACCGAUUGUGAUAAUUCGCUGGCAAGUCUCAAAGCGCUGGCGGAAAAAUUAAAAGUGGAAUCCGUGUCAACGGAAAAGCGAAAGGCCAGCACCGAAAGCUAUGAGUCGAAUUCAUCGAUGGGUGGUGCCAAGGAUCACACACAAUCAACGGCGAGUGAUAACACCACUGACAUUAAUACAGGUUCCAUGAUAAAAAAGCGAAAAUUAAACGACAGUUGCAAAGAUACACUGACAAUCAGCGAUGGUGACGACAAUUGACCAAACGCCCUACGUUUAGCAUAUUAACAAAAACAAACACAUUUCUCACUGAUUAACGAUAUUCUUUUUUCUUACAUAAUCGCAAACAAAUAAAUUGAAGACGAUUUAAAAGAAGAAGGAAAAAACCAUGAGAUGAACGAAACAAAUGAAAUGAAAUGAAAUUGUUCUAAAAUGAAGAGAAAAAAGAAGAGAAUUUAACAUUUAUUUAUGAUAAUAAACUUUAACUACAUCGUGCCAAAUUUAUGUUCUGAUCAGUCUUUUUCUAGUUAUUAAUUGAUUUUAAAUUGAAGUAUAAACAAAAACAAAACAAUAAA
Messenger RNA from Sitodiplosis mosellana (orange wheat blossom midge), 9077 nucleotides. RefSeq names its product serine-rich adhesin for platelets-like. The record is from RefSeq and is a predicted model, not a curated record. Gene Ontology annotation, biological process: regulation of transcription by RNA polymerase II. The transcript has 9 exons. Gene Ontology annotation, molecular function: RNA polymerase II cis-regulatory region sequence-specific DNA binding; DNA-binding transcription factor activity, RNA polymerase II-specific. Bases 1609 to 8763 code for a protein of 2384 amino acids. Gene Ontology annotation, cellular component: nucleus. Lineage: Eukaryota; Metazoa; Arthropoda; Insecta; Diptera; Cecidomyiidae.